This is a messenger RNA of Penicillium maclennaniae, 1548 nucleotides long. Its product is annotated as flavin-containing monooxygenase. The transcript has 2 exons. The record is from RefSeq and is a predicted model, not a curated record. The coding region runs from base 1 to 1548 and encodes 515 amino acids. Lineage: Eukaryota; Fungi; Ascomycota; Eurotiomycetes; Eurotiales; Aspergillaceae. Gene Ontology annotation, molecular function: NADP binding; N,N-dimethylaniline monooxygenase activity; flavin adenine dinucleotide binding.
AUGGCUCAAUCAUUGUUUACUCUCCUUGUUACGAACCCAUUGCUCUAUCUUUUCUCCACACUCUAUGUUAUUGCUCAGAAUUUUGUUGCCUGGAUUCUCGGGCCCUCGGCGUCUCCAAUGAACCGCUUCGAUAAAGGCUUGCCAAAGAGGAAAAUCGCUAUCAUCGGUGCCGGCUUAACGGGUAUCUCAUCAGCGGCGCAUUGUAUGAGCCAUGGCUUCGAGGUGCAAAUCUUCGAGGCACGCGGGAAGGAGAAGGGGUUGGGCGGUAUUUGGAGUCGCGUCAACUCUACAUCGGCAUUGCAAAUUCACAGCAUCAUGUAUCGGUUCCAUCCAACCGUGCGAUACAAACACGCCUACCCCACCAAACACGAGAUUCGCGAGCAGAUUGUCGAUCUGUGGAAACGAUAUGGUUUAGAAAAUCGCACUGAAUUCGGAACGCCAGUCACGUCAAUCAAGAAGGCCAAGUCGUCUGGCAAGUGGGUGAUCAAUGACCACCCCGAGAAAUACGGGAGCUUUGACGGCGUGAUCACGGCCGUCGGAGUUUGUGGAGACCCGAAAAUGCCCUCUUUACCAGAUCAAGAUCAGUUCAACGGUAUCAUAUGCCACUCGUCAGAUCUCGAUGGCAAGGACAUCAAAGGGAAAAGAGUUCUCGUCGUCGGAGGUGGUGCAAGCGCAAUUGAAGCUCUAGAAUUUGCAGUUCAUUCUGGAGCAACUGAGAUCGAUGUUCUCUCACGGUCAGAUAAAUGGAUCAUUCCGCGCAAUAUCCUGGUACAGUCAUUGCUGGCCUGCAACAUCUGGGGUGAGGAGACAUCUCUGGCGUGGGUGCCCGAGUGGCUCCUUCGCAAAUUCUUCUAUCGCGACCUACAGGACAUUGCACCCAAGAGUGGCCUGUUUACCACGACGCCUAUGGCAAACUCUGAUCUAUUCAAGCUCAUUCGGAAGGGUAAAGCACGUUGGCUACGUGGCGAUAUUUUGUCAGUGCAAGAGAACGGUAUCAUGUUCAAUCACCGAUCGCAGGAUGUACCCAAAGGAGGACCAGGCCGCGAAAAAGUCGUUCCAGGCGAUGUAAUCAUCAUGGCGACUGGAUUCAAACGACCAUCGCUCUCCUUCCUUCCGGAGGAUGUCUUCGAGGAAAACUACUCCCCUCCUGAUUGGUAUCUCCAAGUUUUCCCGCCCAAACACCUCAGCAUCUGCGCCAACAACAGCACCUACGUCAAUGCUAUUGGGACGGUCGGGAAUGUUCAUAUUGGGAUUUACACGCGGUUCUUGAUGAUGUUCCUGACCGAUCCGCUCACCCAACCCACAGAGGGCCGAAUGAAGACCUGGAUAGACUUCACUCGUUGGAUGAAACAAGGAGCACCGCCCGGAGCGUUCGAUUUCUUUACAUACACGGAGCUUCUAUACUGGUUUGUGUUUCUUGUACUGAUCAAUCCGUUCCGCUGGAAGUGGGCACUCUUUAUUCUUUUCGGCAUCGGGCAGACACUUCCAUUGGAGAUUGUCAGGGAAGAAGAGGCUCUCCGCAAGAAGCUGUCGGACCAACAUGAUUAA